AAAUAGCUUUUCUAAUUGAUUUCUUGCAAGUUUCAAAUACCAACCUGCCUGAGAUAAGAUUUCCAAAAGAGAUUUCCAAUUACACACAUCAGACGAUCGGUAUUUUGUUAGCCAGGCAUUAUGUGAAGAAUUUUUGUUCAGGCAUCGCCAUCAUCACUUCCCAGAUAACUUUGUAUAUGAAAAAGAAACGUGAAGAUCAGGCCUUGGUUAUAUUCUUGGAAUAUUAUGAGCAUCCAUUCUAGCAUAUUCUCUCCAGAGGAAUCCCCUGCAGUGUUUUACUGGUUGAUUUCUGCGAUCAAUGGUUAAUUGGCUUCUUUUUACGUAGGACAGAACAGAGUUUUCUCCUUCCCUACCAUUGAAUUCUUAAUUUUCUAAUGCAAUAAACCCUUUUCAUUAGCUUAGCCGUUGGAUUCCUAAACCUUGAGCUGAGAAAAUGUUUAUAUAGCCGUUGCUUUAACAGAGCGGAGAAAACGUUUAUAUAGCCGUUGCUUUAACAGUGUUCUCCAGCGUUCAUCUAACUUGCCCAGGUUAAUAUGGAGUUCAAGGGAAUGGGUUUGGGUCUGAGUUUUUUCCCGUUUUUCUUGUGUUUCUUAUGUAGGAGCUGCUUUUCAUCGAUUCGGGAUGAUAAUAUUGAUUUAACCAUGAAAGAAACUGGGUCUCUGAAUUUCUUAGUUGUUGGUGAUUGGGGAAGGAAAGGGAAUUAUAACCAGACCAAAGUGGCAUAUCAGAUGGGAAGAAUAGGAGAGGAGCUUCAGGUGGAGUUCAUAGUUUCAACUGGGGAUAACUUCUAUGAGGAUGGGCUAACAGGUGUGGCAGACAAAAGCUUUCGAGAAUCAUUUUCUGACAUUUAUACGGCCAAGAGCCUACAAAAGCCUUGGUAUGCUGUUCUAGGCAACCAUGAUUACAGAGGAGAUGUUUUGGCCCAACUUAGUCCGAUCCUUAGGGGCCUCGACCAUCGCUGGAAUUGCAGGAGAUCAUUCACUUUGAAAAGAAGUUUUGCAGCUGGGUCAGUGGAUCUCUUUUUUGUGGAUACAACGCCAUUUGUGAGCAAAUAUUGGAAACAUCCUAAUAAGGACACUUAUGAUUGGCGAGGCGUGGCCCCUAGAGAAGCCUAUAUCAGUCGUCAAUUGAAGGAGCUUGCAGAGGGUUUGAAGGCAUCAACUGCAACGUGGAAGAUAGUUAUAGGCCAUCACACCAUACGAAGCGUUGGUCACCAUGGUGACACAGAGGAGCUUCUUCAACAACUCCUCCCAAUUUUAGAAACGUACAACGUGGACCUGUACAUCAAUGGACAUGAUCAUUGUCUAGAACACAUCAAAAGUGUUACAAGUGACCUGCAAUUUUUGACCAGUGGGGCAGGUUCAAAAUCAUGGAGAGGAAUAGAUAAAAAUGCUAACAUGAAAGGCCUGGAGAUGUACUAUGAUGGACAGGGUUUUAUGUCACUUCAAAUUACUUCAACAAAUAUUCAGGCUGCGUUCUAUGACAUUGAAGGGACUGUCAUACAUCAAGUAGAUUUGUAUAAGAGUUUGCUUCAGAAGUAUUAGUGCCUGCCACUAUGAAAGUUUCAAUUUUACAUACUUUUGGGCCAUAAUGAAAAUUGGAUAAGUCGUUUAGAUUUAACAUAUAUAAUCUAUAUGAGGGUAUACUACUCUGUUCGGUGAUUGUAUAUUUCACAUACAAAAUAUAUGUAUUGCUCUGUUCUUAACGAGGAGCUCUUGGAAAUAGAAACUAUUAGAGUCAUGUAGUUUCUACAGUCUACGGAGAUGUAUAAUAAUUUUCUGGUUUAAAUUAUGUACAAAUUUUUCGUCAUCAAUAUUUUGGAUUAUACAA
This is a messenger RNA of Cryptomeria japonica (Japanese cedar), 1830 nucleotides long. Its product is annotated as purple acid phosphatase 3. The transcript has 7 exons. The coding region runs from base 534 to 1544 and encodes 336 amino acids. Lineage: Eukaryota; Viridiplantae; Streptophyta; Pinopsida; Cupressales; Cupressaceae. The record is from RefSeq and is a predicted model, not a curated record. Gene Ontology annotation, molecular function: acid phosphatase activity; ferrous iron binding; ferric iron binding.